GCUCUAGAGGUUCCAUGUGCCGCUCACUGAGGCUGCCCUGUAAGAUGGUUCUACACCCCCUUUUAAGAAUUCUUGGACAAUUUCACCUUGCCGUCCAUGAGCUUUCAAUGAUGGCGAUCUAUUUUCCUUCCACACCAUCGCGUCCCGUAGAUUUGUUAUCCUCAGACCCUGGUCAAUUGUUACAUCGCCUCGGUCACCACCGCCCAACCAACAUGAUUCGUGUACUGGAGCCAACAGCACCGCUUUUCGCCAUCCUUGACUCAUCAGUGGAGGUCAGCAAAAUCUUCGGGCUUCCGACCGACAACACUUGACCCCUCCGUCAAACACACAACGCCGUUGACAAUCGACAUGGAGGACUACGAUGUUAUCGAGCACAGCGACACAGCAUUGGGCCCUGAAGUCGUGGCUCGGAUACGCGACUGGCUCCAGCCAACCGACUACACAGCCGAAUCGGGCGAAUAUUAUCGUCACCUGUCGUCUCAAGCACCCGGCACAGGCCUGUGGCUUUGCCAAACAGACGAGUAUAAAAAAUGGCACGGCUCACCAGAUCAUGGCAGCUUAUGGAUCAAGGGCGUUCCGGGAACAGGGAAAUCUGUCAUGGCAGCGAGCAUCAUCGGGCAUCUAGAGACGACAGAGAACUGCCCGGUACUCUUCUUCUUUUUCCGAAACAUUGUUGCUGCCAACUAUUCUCCUCGCGCUCUUCUCCAAGAUUGGCUUGCGCAACUUUUGCCCUUCUCUCCCAAGCUUCAGCUCGCACUCCAAUCACAGCUGAAUACUGACCUGGCAAUCAUCUCCAACAAUGAUCUUUUUGACCAUUUCCUCAGCGGAAUAUCCUGCGUCCCAAGACUCUAUUGUGUUGCUGAUGCCCUGGAUGAGAUGAACACGGACAGCAGGCCAUUCCUCGACAAGUUCAACCGCCUCGCCACGCACCGCCCAGGCUCCUUGAAGCUUCUCCUGACAAGUAGACCAAAGCAGUAUCUCCAGAGCGCGUUGCGAGACACCUCGAUUGUGCACAUUAGUCUGCAACGGCAUCUGGUGGAUGUUGACAUUGUUUCAUAUCUCAAUUGUCGGCUUGAAAAGCUCUCCACAAUAAACAAUGCUGUGGAAAAGAACCAGCUUGUUGACUUGGUGGCUAAAAGGUCGGGGGGAUUGUUUCUUUAUGCCAAGUUGACCAUGGACCAGAUGGAAGAGGCUCUGUCUAGGCAGGACCAAGUCGACAUUUGUGCUCUGGAAGCAUCACUCCCCAUUGGAUUGGAGGAAACAUACGCCAACUUGUUGCAGAAACAUCGUCAGGAGAGCCAGGUCGACCUCGAGUUCCAGGUUUUUGUCUUGGAAACUAUCACCCAUGCGUCCCGUCCAUUGCGACUAACUGAGCUCGCCAACCUCGCCGGAUGUCUGAGCACCAUUAAUGAGCCUUUGACACACUGGAAACAGCUCAUUAGUACCUGCUGUGGGCCACUUAUUCAGGUGUUGGAAAGCGAGACUCUCCAAGUUAUCCACCACUCCUUCACCGAGUUUCUGAGAGGUGACGGCCGAAAUAGCCCAAGUGGAACUGAGCCUUCUUCGGCCUUUCCAGUCAUUAACUCAACAAUUGCCCACAAGAACGUGGCUCUUCGAUGCUUGGGGUAUGUUCAAUCGCUUCCACUCCCAAGCGUAAAACAACGCAGGUCAUACCGCGAGCAAUCUGACGAUCGCCGAAAUGUCUGUUUACUCCAUCCAUUCUUCGAUUAUGCUAUGGAGAACUGGGUGUAUCACGCGAGCCGAUAUGAUGCGAGAGACCACGGCUUUUUUCACACCAUUUUGUGCUUUCUGACGCCCGAUAACCUGGCCUUUCGGCAGUGGACAGUGCCUCCGUGGUAUUUGGACACCGGCAACCCCUCUGAAGGGAUUCCCAUUGCUUUACAUGUCGCAGCACAUGCUGGGAUGUACGAGUUCUGCCUUUGGCUCAUAAAUGAACAAAAGAUGUCUGUUUCGUCAAUCGCCAGCGACCGUCGAACGCCAUUGCACAGGGCGGCAGAAAAAGGUCACGGCAAGGUUGCCUCACUCCUAAUCCAAUACGGCAGCGAUCCGAACCCUGAAGAUAUAUACGGAUUAAAGCCUAUUCACCUGGCAGCACGUUAUAACCACGCUGAUGUGGUCUCGACUUUGCUUCAAGCCGGGGUUGAGCCUGACACACCAACAACGAACGAGGAUGAUGAAAACCCCGACUACUAUGACGCUGGAAGAGAUUUGCGAGAAAACAGGCCAGGCGAAUGUGCAAUCUAUUAUGCAAGUCGAUAUGGCCAUCUGGAGACACUGGAGGCGCUGAUUCCCUAUUGCGCGCCGUCUGCGUUGGAGAAGAUGCUCUGCGAAUGUUGUCGUUUCGAUCGUACUGAGGCUGCGGCUGCAGUCUUGGCACACUUGUCUAUUCCAGUGGAUGCUUCGUACAGUGGAGCAACUGCACUCUACUUUGCGUGUGGGAAUACCAAUACCGACUUGGUCCAAGCCCUUAUUGAUCAUGGUGCCGAUUCCAAGGCCCUAUCAGUAUUGGCAUCACUCGCAACAGACUACGGCGGGCCGGCGGUAGAGGAGGUCUAUGAAGACACGGAUGAAGGAACGGAACUCGUAUUCCAGUCCUAUUGGUAUCUAGAUGCGAAGCAAGCCCCUUUGCAUCGCUUGGUGCAGAGUUGGAACUACAAUAAUGAUGCAGCUUGUCAGGUCAUCCUUCGAAUUCUUUUGGAUGCAGGCGCUGAUAUGGAACAGCUAAACGGCGACGGAGUAACUGCAUUACUUUUGGCAGCGUCAUUCUCGUGUAGCUUUCCAUUCGGUUCAUGGACAGCACCGUGCGUGCCUGCUUUGAGGGCAUUACUGGCCUCGGGAGCAAAUGUCAAGGCAACCUGCCCGAACGGUAACAAAGCAUUGCAUUAUGCCUUGGGACAAGAUCAAGAAAGCCUGGAGGCCAUGAGAAUUCUUUUGGAACAUGAAGAGGGCCAACAAGAAAGACGGUCUCUGGACACACUCCGCCCUCCCAGGAAGGUCGCGUCGGCUGACUUGGCUGACAGCGAAGCUCUGUCGUCCAGGUUCAUGGAGUACUUUGUGCGAGGCGGCCUUGAUCCCAGUUACGAAUUCUACAAGGGCAAAACCAUGUUGGAGGCGGUAAUGUAUCAUAAUCCCGGACUGUUCCAGACCUUGUUCUCCCUCUGCAAGGACGAGUCACUGAAGCAGCGAUGUUGGUUUGCUUUACGAGGCAAAUGGCCCAGCAGGGAGAGCUGCAUUCAAUAUCUGAAGAUCAUGGUCGCGCAAGGCAUGGAUCCGAACAUCACACCGAAAGGUGGCCGGCCAUUAUACCUGCACUUUUACAGGUACGAUGACUUGCUUCAAGCUCUUGAGCUGGCAGGAGCCAAGGCCAGCGUGGUGGAUGCCAAUGGAAACAAUGUUUUGCAUCUUUUGUGCAAACUUGGCCGGGUGGAACGGUCUCAGCUGGAACACUUUAUUGCGCGUGGUGCCAACCCUCUUGCUACCACUCUGGAGGGAGAUACUUUGCUUCAUCUUGUCGCUAUGUGGUACGGAGGUCAGGGAAACCAGCCUGACCUUGUACAAUGGCUGAUUAGCCUCGGAAUAUCCGCGGAUGCUACCAAUAUCUCUGGACAGACUCCUCUUCAUGUGCAUCUACAGCAUGGGGAAAGUCGACAUCAGGAUGGCCACCUCCUCAUCCACACAGAACUUUUCUUUUUUGACGCGGUGGGUUCGGUCAAUCUGGAAAUUCCUGAUAAGAAUGGCUUCAAUGCUAUUCACUUGGCUUGUACAAAAUCAGAAAGCGACCUGGCCAUACUGCUCGCUGCUGGAGCAAGCUUAUUUUCGCGUACUGCUGAUGGGCAGAAUGCCCUACACCUUGCAUGCCGAGCCAGGAAGGCCGAUGUCGUGAGCCGUGUACUUGGGCUGCUUGGGGAUGAGAGCAGCAACACGGAUGGUGCUUUCAACAUGAUCAACAAACAGGAUAACGGAGGGAGGACCCCCUUACAUUAUGCUUGCGUUAGCGGAGAAGUUGAAACUGUGGAUAUUCUUCUGAGAUCUGGAGCCAACGUCAAUGUGGAAGAUUUGCAUGGUCAUACGCCACUGCAUUUGUGCGCUCAAUUCAGGACAGAACUAGCGCUCUGGGACUUGUCUGGAUACAAAAGAGAUCCUGAUCUUGGUGGUGUCGAUGAUUUCUAUUUCCCAGCCAUGAACAUCAUUGUCAAGAUGCUUUUGGAUGCUGGUGCAGACGCUAAAGGUUGUGCUUCACGCGAGACAGCAACCCCUUUGCAGAUGGCUAUUGACAUAGGUUGUACCGAGUUCAUUGACGCAUUCUAUGCCCAGCAGAACAUGUCGGUCAACUCAGGGAGGACUCUGUCAAACGAUGGCCUCAGCAGGGAAACUGCCAGAGUUGAUGUGGCCUCCCCACUGUUAAAUCAGCGUCUCGACAAAUAUCUGGAUGGAUCAGGGAAGCCUGUGCUCGAAUUGCUUUUGGACAAUCCCAGCCGAUACUUGCAGCUUCUUACACCCGACGAUGCAGCAAGUCUGAUCAACCACGGAUUCAGCAAUAACCGGCAUGAUGGCAGAUAUUACCAGGUGCUCCUGGAGAUGAUGCAAUCUUCCGAACAUCUACUGUUGGCGAGGCAGGUGUCCGGGCUGAUUCAUUAUUACAGCUCUCCUGACAACCUCAGGCUUUAUCUUCAAACGGUGCGAUCCCAGUCAACGACAAAUUCCUGGAUGUGGACCUGGGUGGGACGUUAUUUUGGCACGCGAGCCCUUACCCCUCUACAGAUCAUCUGUGAAGCACAGCGUCCUAGCAUGGUGUUGUUAAGAUACUUGCUGGGAACGCUUCAGGUGGAUGCCAACACACGGUGCAUCAUGGUUGGCCGGAAAAAGGGAGAGUUAAUUUCUGGUGGUACAGCACUUCAUCGACUUGCUGUUGUAGACUUCCGGUGGAAGCUAGAUGCUAUCCGCUACCUGCUCGCCACCGGUGCCGACAUCAAUGCGCUUAACGAGUCUGGCGAGUCACCUCUUCACGUUGCUGCCUGCGGUGGAGUUAAGGAUUAUCAUCGGCACGGGCCAGACCGGUUCAGUGAUAACCGGAGUCUCGACGCUGUCCGAAUCCUUCUCGAUCAUGGAGCCGAUCCUGAUCUCCUGGAUGAAAAGGGCCUUGCCGCGAUCCAUAAGGCAUGCAUGCUCUUUGAUCAAUCAACAAGUCGCGAAAUUAUCCAAGAGCUUCUUUCCAAGGGGGCAAGUGCCCUGGUUGGCGUCAGAAGCCCUCUGUUUGAAGCCAUACGGUACCACAACCUUCCAGCCUUCGAAGUACUGCUGGAGCAUGGACUUGACGUCAAUACGGUCUAUGAUGAAGGACCGAUCAUAUUCCCCCAAAAUGGCAACCCGAUUGAUGAGACAAAGCCUCGACGACGUUGUCUGCUUUGGUUCAUGGCCAUCGUUUCCUGUUGGCCCCUUGCUAGGUCACCUGUAACCUUGUCAAUGGUGCGCAUUAUGGUCGAACAUGGGGCGGAUCUGUACCUCCCUUUAAACGACGAAGAGACGGUGUGUAAUUAUCUCUUCGAGUUCGCAAAACGGGAGAUCGUGGAGGCAUUGUUGCAGGAACCCUGUGUCUCACGGAUUGACUUCAAUCGUCCCGGUCAGUCUGGUCAAACGAUCUUGAUGGCGGCCUGCAGACGAGCUAUCGAAUGGAGGCCUCAUGACUUGAAGGAUGGAUUAAAGCCGGCUUGGCUACCGUUGCAAACCCUGAGAUUGAACUUGGGGAUCAAACCUGAUGCUACCGCUGUCGACAAUGCUGGCCAGACGUCUCUUCAUCAUCUUUUGCAAAAUAAAGCGAGCACGGAGGAUGAGAUUCUUCAUUUUAUGAGGGACGAGGGUGUUGCUUCUACUCUCUUGACCAAGGAUAACGAUGGGUUUUCGCCUCUUCAUUAUGCCCUCAAGCUGCUCCGGCCGAAAGUGUGCGAGUUUCUUUGCGACAAAGGAGCCGACAUUCUCGAACCGGACCCGAGUGGUUCAUUUACUCUUCACCACAUUGCGGCACAGUGUGUUCAGACGGCUCGGUCAUUUGCCGAUCCAACGGAUGGAGCAUGGGACUGGAACCCAAUCCCCCAUUCAACAACCUACUUUGAUGAUUGCCUGGCCCUCUGGAAAAGGUGUCUGAAGGAAGGAGCGUCAAUCAACGCACCCGACCGAGAUGGAAACACACCGUUGCACGUUUUUGUAGUGUCUCCAGACGCAUGGACACCGCAUAAAUACCCAAGGGGUGAGGAUGAGUAUGAUCCUGUGGCGUGCCAUUUGAAGCGGUACAAGCAGCUUUUCCCGCCAGACAGUGGUGUUGAUAUAUGGGCUUCCAAUCGGGAGGGGGAGACGGUCUUGCAUAGGAUUGCUGGUCACUGUGUGGAAAGACGAUCGGAUAGAAUCCUGGCGACACAUUCUGGGAGACCGUCGGAUGUGAAGUAUAUGCCGCAUGAUAAACAGCUUUUUGAAGCGUUUUUGAAGAUGGGGGCGGAUCCAUUGAAGGAGGAUGUGAAGGGGAGGAGUGCGCUGGAUGUGGCGACUGUUUGGGAGAAGAAGUAUAUUUUGGACUUGGUUGCUUUGGAUGGCGGGUCUUAAGGGUUCGUGAGUGGGAUGGUAUCGAGGAAGGUAGGGCUAACCUGAGCAGAUGGAUGGGGUUAUAUUCAAUGAUUACAUCUUAUAUUUACAUGGGCAUGGUCCGUCGCUUUCACAGGGCUCUUUUGUCAUACAAUGUCGCCGCGUUCAACUCAUCCUUCAAAGCAGCCGUCUGAUUGUUUAAAGCGGGCAUGUUUUGUGGACGAAGACGGGUGUUUAAAACGGAUGUGGCAGGAGGUAUUAAAUUUUUUUUAUUAAUCCGAGCUUUUGUUAUCUCUUUUCACCAACAAUCUUAGCUUUUGUUGUAUUCUUUAUGCUUGAAUUAAGAUGCUAGAAGGCUCAGAAUAGAGUAUUAUCCAAACUUAUGCUGUCUAUCUUUAGCUAGGACUGACAGGUUGAAUGAUUCAGAACAAAGGCUAGAAGGAUCGGCAUAGAAUGACAAGUAACUAGC
Molecule: messenger RNA, 7063 nt
Organism: Podospora pseudocomata
Lineage: Eukaryota; Fungi; Ascomycota; Sordariomycetes; Sordariales; Podosporaceae
Exons: 2
Coding region: 349-6615 (2088 amino acids)
Molecular function (GO): protein binding
Source: RefSeq, a predicted model, not a curated record